This is a messenger RNA of Lathyrus sativus (Indian pea), 1584 nucleotides long. NCBI's taxonomy places the organism in Eukaryota, Viridiplantae, Streptophyta, Magnoliopsida, Fabales, Fabaceae. The record is from the annotation of a GenBank genome assembly.
AUGCGUGUCCUCAAGAGAUUGUGGUUACAACCACCAUGUUCCCGCAAUAUGGGUACUAUUACAACACCACACUUGAACUACAUGAUUAAUGCUCACAUAGACAACAACAACGUAAAACAAGCUCACAAAUUGUUAGAUGAGAACCCUUUAUGUUGCAACAUUGUUUCCUGGAACAUGAUUAUGACUGCGUAUGUGCAACACAAUCAAAUCGGACUCGCGCAUAACCUGUUUGAUAAAAUGCCUCACAAAGACGCAGUUUCGUGGAACAUCAUGCUAUCUGGUUUUCAUAGAGCCAGAAAUUCAGAGGGACUGUACAGUUGUUUCUUGCAAAUGGGAAGAGCUGGUGUAGUGCCCAAUGACUACACUGUCUCCACGUUGCUAAGAGCGGUUGUUAGUACUGAGUUGGAUGUUUUGGUUUGUCAAGUUCAUGCUAUUGCUUUUCAUUUGGCACUCAACUUGAAUGUGUUUGUUGGGUCUUCUUUGAUUAGAGCUUAUGCAGGUUUAAGAGAGGAAGAAGCUUUGAGUAAAGCGUUUGAUGAUAUAUUGAUGAAAGAUGUUACGUCUUGGAAUGCUUUGGUUUCUAGUUAUAUGGAAUUGGGAAGAACGGUUGAUGCUCAGACAAUGUUUGAUCUAAUGCCUCUACGAAAUAUAAUUUCUUGGACUACUUUGGUGAAUGGUUAUGUCAAGAACAAGCGAGUUAAUAAAGCCCGGUCUGUUUUUGACAAAAUGAGCGAGAGAAACGUGGUUUCUUGGACGGUAAUGAUUAGCGGGUAUGUGCAAAACAAGAGAUUUAUGGAUGCAUUGGAGCUUUUUGCUCUUAUGUUUAAGGCCGAAACUCGUCCCAAUCAUUUUACGUUUUCAAGUGUAUUGGAUGCAUGUGCAGGUUGUUCCUCUCUUCUGAUGGGGCUGCAGGUUCACCUGUGUAUCAUCAAGUCUGGGAUACGAAAUGAUGUUAUUUGGUUGACCUCUCUGGUUGACAUGUAUGCAAAAUGUGGGGAUAUGGAUGCAGCAUUUUGUGUUUUUGAGUCUAUUACGGAUAAGAAUUUGGUAUCUUGGAAUGCAAUAAUUGGAGGUUAUGCAAGCCAUGGGCUAGCUGCACGAGCAUUGGAGGAGUUUGAUAGGAUGAAAAUUGUUGGCGUAAAGCUUGAUGAAGUUACAUUUGUGAAUGUGUUGUCAGCGUGUGUUCAUGCUGGUCUUGUUGAAGAGGGCGAAAAGCACUUUGCUGAUAUGCUGACCAAGUAUGGAAUGCAAGCAGAGAUGGAGCAUUAUAGUUGCAUGGUGGACCUAUAUGGAAGAGCAGGGAAAUUUGACGAAGCAGAAAAACUAAUCAAGAAUAUGCCAUUUGAGCCCGAUGUGAUGUUGUGGGGUGCAUUGCUUGCAGCUUGUGGCAUGCAUUCAAAUUUGGAACUUGGAGAGUAUGCUGCUGAGAGGAUUCGAAAACUGGAGAGCAACCAUCCUAUUUCUUACUCAAUGCUUUCGAAGAUCCAAGGUGAGAAAGGAAUAUGGAGCAGUGUGAAUAAAUUGAGGGAUGCAAUGAAAGAGAGAGGAAUUAGAAAGCAAAAGGCAAUUAGUUGGGCUGAGUGA